AUGAUCGUCCACGGCAUCUCCCGCCUCUGCUCCUCCUCGCUGGAGCCCUUUGGGGAGCUGCAGCAGGAGGUGGAGAUCCACCGCACCUACGUCUCCCAGUCCGUCCACCUCUUCAUCCUCUACUUCUUCAACGUGGCCGUGCUGGCCACCUACCUCCCGCAGGAGGCCCUGAAACUCAUCCCCCUGCUCACAGGGCUCUUCGCCAUCUCCCGGCUGAUCUACUGGCUCUCGUAUGCCAUCGGGCGCUCCUUCCGUGCCUUCGGCUUCAGCAUGACCUUCCUGCCCCUCCUGGCCAUGCUGCUCUACAACCUGUACGCAAUGUUCAUCCUGGAGCCCGAAAACCUCGCCGUGGCGGGCGCGAAGGCUGAGGACCCCUCCAAGGACAGCAGGAACAAGCUUCGAUUCUGGGGGUGAGAGGGGCCGCAGGGAGACCGGGGAGCUCACUUGCAGCCCCCAGGGUGCCCUCUCCUCACGCUGGGCUGAGAUGUACUAGGACAAGCCUCAAAGGUGGACAGGGACAGGCAGAUCCAGCUGGGUCCCUGCUCCCUGCCCGGGGCCAGCAACAUCCUGCGGGAUGCCAAGGGCCGGGCUGUGAAACCCUCCCUGCUGGGAGUUUCCUGCAGGAGGGUGAAUGGGGGCCCCAGAGCAAGUCCCAGCAAGCAGCAGGGCCCAGUUCAUGGGAACGGGCAGGUGGAAGGGACCCAAACUUCUUGCUGGAGUUGGCUUUGCCCAAUAAAACCCUUCACUA
Molecule: messenger RNA, 748 nt
Organism: Struthio camelus australis
Lineage: Eukaryota; Metazoa; Chordata; Aves; Struthioniformes; Struthionidae
Source: RefSeq, a predicted model, not a curated record